ACAUAGCUUGUUUAUUUUUAACUGGUGAUGACUCUGAGGCAGAACCUAGGGUUCUGUAGGGUUGUCGACUGUGUCCGAUUUUCUGUGAGAUUAAGCCUUGGAGUGAAGGAAAGGAAGAAGAAAGAGGCACUGCUAAGCUAAGAGCUGUAGCGCAUGAAGUGGAUUGUUGUUUUUCUUCGUGCUGAGAGGUUGUACUAGAACACAACUGUGAGAGACAGACAGCACCAUGUCCUGUUCUGGGAAUUUCAUAUGGGAUGUGAGGAAACGAGCCAUCGGAUACACACAUCCUAACACAAUCCGCACAAAUUAUUUAGGCAGACGAGAGUUUGUGCAGCGUUUGAAGCUUGAAGCUGUACUCAAUGUGCAUGAUGGCUGUGUUAAUACCAUAUCAUGGAGUGACACAGGGGAAUACAUUUUAUCAGGAUCUGAUGACACACAUUUGGUUAUCACAAACCCAUAUAACAGAAAGGUCAAAACCACCAUUCGCUCAGGUCACCGUGCUAACAUCUUUAGUGCAAAAUUCAUGCCCCACACCAACGAUCAGCAGAUUGUGUCUUGCUCAGGAGAUGGCAUCAUUUUUUUUACUCACACAGAGAGGAGUCAAGAAAUCAACAGACAGUGCCAGAUGACCUGCCACUAUGGAACUGCCUAUGAGAUUAUGACAGUUCCAAAUGACCCCUACACCUUUCUGUCAUGUGGGGAGGAUGGUACAGUCAGGUGGUAUGAUCUGCGCACCAAGACCUGCUGCACAAAAGAGGACUGUAAAGAUGAUAUUUUAAUUAAUUGCCGGAGAGCUGCUACGUCCAUAGCCAUCUCUCCCCUGGUGCCAUACUACCUUGCUGUGGGAUGCUCAGAUAGCUCAGUGAGAAUCUACGACCGGCGAAUGCUUGGCACUAAGGCUACAGGUAACUACGUUGGUCGAGGGACUACAGGCAUGUGUGUGUGGUUUGUCCCUCCCCACUUGUCCAACAAGUUAUGCCGUGUGACUUCACUGUGCUACAGUGAAGAUGGACAGGAAGUCCUGGUGAGCUACUCUUCUGAUUACAUCUACCUUUUCGACCCAAAAGAUGACCAAGCUCGAGAGCUUAAGGGCCCAUCAGCGGAGAGGAGAGAGGAGUUAAGGCAACCACCAGUCAAACGCUUGCGUCUGAGGGGAGACUGGUCAGACACGGGACCUCGUGCCAGGCCUGAGAGUGAAAGAGAACGUGAUGGAGAACACAGCCCCAAUGUAUCUCUGAUGCAGAGGAUGUCAGACAUGUUGUCACGUUGGUUUGAAGAGGCCACCGAGACACAGAGCAGCAGAACUCGUCCACAAACUCGCCCCAGAGGCACUGCAGCUCAGCUGAUAGGAACACCUGCUGCUUCAGAAAGUCCCGCUCAAGAGUCCGUUGGAGCUGAAGGCUCCAUAAAUGUGGAAUCAGCUACCACAGAUCAACCCACUUUACCUGCAAGUGUCUCAGCCUCCGAUCAGACCCCCCUCAAAUCUUUUGUUUCAUCCUCCUCAUGUUCUUCCACCACUGUGACAUUCCUGCCUUCAUCCAGCUCCUCCUCCAUGGAGAGCACUGCCUCUACCUCUUCCAUGGUCUCCUCUCCAGACACUGAGCAAAAGAGCCAGGCCGAGGUAACGCCCAUCAGGUCAGCCCCACUUACAACCACCACCUCCACAGAGCCUGUCUUGUCUGAAUAUGGCCCUCGCAGGCUGCCAGUAAGUUUAGUGUGUAGGCGUUUACAGAGGCUACUUCUUCUAAAUGACCCCACUGGGUAUGGUCAACGUUCAGCGCCAGUGAGACGAGCACAGGAUGCUGCCUCGGAGAGCACCCACCCAGCAGAUUUGUCUUCAUCUAUGGUAAACAAACAGCUUGGAUCCAUGACUCUGGAUGAGCAACAGGGAAGCACUGAUGCAUCAGGGACUGUAAGCUGUGAUAUGAGUGUGAAUGUCAGCGAGGCCUGUACUGAACAUAAAGAACCAGCAGCAUCCUCAGCAUCUCUUGCACCUUCCAGCAGUAGUAGUGGAGGAGCAUGCUCGGGCGCCGACCGAAUGGCUAUGGGAAUCGGCACACCUGAGCCAGUACUUAGCCUGCACUACAGCACAGAAGGCACCACCACCAGCACCAUUAAACUGGACUUCACAGAUGAGUGGAGCAAUCUGGCAUCUAGCUCCAGAACUGGAGGUGAAGGACAAAAGCCGGUUGAAGUUCGAGAGAAUCCAGAGCAUGCAGGUGUCAGGCCGAAACCUGCAGAUCCAAUACCUGCGAAGUUUUCGAGCUUAGAAAGUGGCACUGAGAAGGCCUCAAGUAGCUCUCAGGAAAGCACACAGAACCUAGCUACUUCAGAUGAUUUACCUACUGCAGAGGAGCGCAAGAGGACCGAGCCGAGUGAGCAAGGCACUCAAGGCUCCUCUCAACCCCUUUCCAGUAAUCAGGAUUCGGAUGACAGUGAUGAUGACCCCAUUCUUAUUCCCUCAGUUAGGUACAGAGGAUCUCAGGGACAAAGAUUUAAUUUCCGAGGCUCUGCAGUCGGUGAAAGGAUAAUCAGGCGCUCAGCAGCAGCUCGUAUCCAGGAGAUCCUGCGCAGAAGAAAAGAAAGGCGUGAGAUGGAGGAAAGCGAGACACAUAACAUUAGACGACCUACAGGCAAAAUGAUGUAUAAGGGCCACCGCAACUCCAGGACCAUGAUAAAGGAGUCAUGCUUCUGGGGAAAUAACUUUGUUAUGAGCGGCUCAGACUGUGGCCAUAUUUUCAUCUGGGACAGACACACAGGAGAGCACUUGAUGCUGCUAGAAGCUGACAAUCAUGUAGUCAACUGUCUACAGCCUCACCCUUACGACCCCAUUCUCGCCUCAUCUGGAAUUGACUACGACAUUAAACUCUGGUCUCCGCUUGAGCAGACACCAUCAUUUAACAUAAACUUGGCUAAGGAGGUGAUCGCUCGUAAUGAAUUGAUGCUGGAGGAGACAAGGAACACCAUUACUGUCCCUGCCUCCUUUAUGCUACGAAUGCUGGCCUCACUUAAUCACUACCGAGCAGACCGCUCAGAAGGUUCUCUACAAGAAAUCGAGGAUGAGCAGUAGCAUUGCUGGGAUUUUUUCCACACAAAUCAUCAGUGUUUUUGCUUUACAACAGUUUAAUAUUUGAGAUUUGUACGUGUGGUGUAGAAUAUUCCCUUGUAAGAUCCAUUUGUAGUAUUCUUUUUUAAGAUGACUAUGUUAAUGAUUACUCCACAUGAGUAAAAGCAUUGGUUAAAAAAAAAACUAAUAUGAGCAAUGGCAAUAUAGAAAAAAGGAGCAGUGGAAUCAAGAUAUUGGGUUAAGAAUGUAAGGGGAUUGGCAUCUGUCCCUACUACAGUCUUUCUCUGAGUACCUUCGCACUAUUGCACUAAUUAUGUAGAGACUUUUGCAUUUUAACCAUACAAAGAGUCCAACCUAUUUAGGGUAAAUAUACCAGGGUACUUACAUUAUAUACAAGGGUACAAUUGCAUACUUAUUAUUUCAGAGUUGUUAAUAUCAUGUAAACCUCAUAUGUAAAUUAAGUACCCUGGCUAAUUUUUCCUACAUAAGUAAAACGUUCCAUGUGAAGGGCCUGCAAAAUCCCUACAUGACUGGUGUAUUAUGUGUUGUAUAAGAAUACUGCAAAAAGCUAUAUAAAAUAGUAGGUACCGAGGCCAAUUUCUCUUCAAAAAUUCAAGUGCAAUAUUUUUUCAGGUUGUUGAACUUUGAUCUGUGUUGGAUAUAUUUCCUUUAUGUGUUAUAGAGUUAGGCAUGUCAUACAAAAUCAUGCUUUAACUUUGUUAUAAAAAAGACCCCCCCUCCCCAUUUUUCCUGUGUGGUUUAUGUAGUCAGACUGGCUUUUGAAAUUAUAUUUUUUCAUGAACCUAUGUUCUUUGAUGGCCUUUUCCCCAAGAACAUACUAUAUUUAUGCUUUAUAAGGUUUAAAAUUAGCAAGUUAUCAUUGUUAAGAAAGUUGGCUAUUAAGGUGCACUGCAUUGGCAAAAUUAAUGUUAAGGUGUUUCUUAGCCAGCGGGCUAGAUGGUGUUUGCUUUUGGCAGCUGGAGAGCAAAGUGCUUGGCUUAAAGGCCACUAAUCACAGAAGUCAAACAAAAUGGGUCUCCCUCAACAUACUAUUUUCUGUGCUGCUUUAUACCAGCCGUUUUACACUGUUUAGUAAUGUUAAGUGCAUCCUGUCCAUCCACUAGUUUCUCACUCAUGAGAGGAUUAGCUUCAUUUAAGUUAAACAAAGGAAAAAAGCAUAAUAUUAGAAUGUAUGGUAUUGAAUGUGCUGUGAUGAAUACACUGAAAAUUACAUUUCAAAUGGUUUAAUAAAUACGAAUGGAUUCAGACUCUGAUGCAGAAUAAAUCAUUGCAAGAAA
This is a messenger RNA of Trichomycterus rosablanca, 4365 nucleotides long. RefSeq names its product ddb1 and cul4 associated factor 6 (gene dcaf6). NCBI's taxonomy places the organism in Eukaryota, Metazoa, Chordata, Actinopteri, Siluriformes, Trichomycteridae. Gene Ontology annotation, biological process: positive regulation of transcription by RNA polymerase II. The transcript has 21 exons. The record is from RefSeq and is a predicted model, not a curated record. Gene Ontology annotation, cellular component: Cul4-RING E3 ubiquitin ligase complex; cytoplasm. The coding region runs from base 227 to 3070 and encodes 947 amino acids. Gene Ontology annotation, molecular function: protein binding.